Trichosporon asahii var. asahii CBS 2479 is the source of this 1425-nucleotide messenger RNA. RefSeq lists its product as uncharacterized. Bases 1 to 1425 code for a protein of 474 amino acids. Lineage: Eukaryota; Fungi; Basidiomycota; Tremellomycetes; Trichosporonales; Trichosporonaceae. The record is from RefSeq and is a predicted model, not a curated record. The transcript is spliced from 5 exons.
AUGCAACCUAGCUCGUUUCCGACUGUUCCAUCGACUCCGCAGACCCAAACAGCAUCACAGGGGACUUUCUCCACUCCGUUUACUCCAACCCCCGACCUGCGGCAGUCGAACCCUCAGGGCGCUCCUCGACCCUCCACCCUGCAAACUCGCGCCAGGGGCCCGAUUCUGGUAGAGGGAGAGCAUUAUUGGAUCUUGAGGUCAAAGCACUGGGAGAGAGACGCUACCCAGUGGUCUCCCUCUAGUGCCGAGUUACUCCUCUCCAUUCUAGAAGAGCGACCAGACCUCUGGAGCCAGUGGCAGGCUGGCAAGAACAAGCAGGGACAGCCUGCAAGGAAGUCCCAAGUCAACGAGGCCAUCGUCGCUGAGCUCCGCAAGCGUAAGGCCCCUACAGCUCGCUCGGCACCAGCGGUGCAGAGUUAUAUGAGGAAGAUGUUCGAGAACUACAAGGACGCGCACAAGCAGGACAUCCCCCGCACCGGCGACGGCGUUGAGUGCUACAUAGAGAUCGCUAAGGACGUUUCUCGGCACUGUCAGACGCAGGCGGACAUCAUUGAGGCCUUGCACGAGGUCUGUCCUAACUAUCACCGGCUCAAGAUCAUCAUGGAAGGCUCGGCUGGCGCUCCGGAGAACACCAUUCAUGACAACCUCGAACUUGGCGAAGGGGACGUCAUGGUAGACACCAUCGUCAAUCAACUUGGCGGGGCCACUGAGGAUGAACCAGAGACCCAAGAGACUCAGGACUUUUUCGAGGACGACGACGAGACGUCCCUCCACGACAUCAACGAGUUUCAAAGCCCCGAACCGCCUUCCACGCUCAGCUCGGCGAAUCUUGACGCCGCUAGUAUGCUUGACGGCGAUAUCUCGCCGGUGAGUACACUUAUGGCUUCGGUCUUUGGACAGGCUCAUAGAGAAGUGAAAGAGCUGACAGCCACAGAAAGAAAGAGGUUCUUGGAGAAGUCUCAGACCCCUGAAUCGACCUUUUCGGAGUUGUAUUCGGACGAGUCUGAAAAAAACCGCCUAGCGAAGAAAGAAAAACUGCAGGUUCUACGCGAACAGAACACCAUCAUGAAGAGAAAGACCGACCAUGAGAUCGAUUCAGGGGAGCGUAGGCUGUUCUUUGAAGAGCUGAAGCUCGUGAACGAGUAUGAGAUGCAGCUCCGCCGCCAGUUUUCAGAGACGUUCGCCAGGGACAAGAGCCUGUCGCCGGCUCAGGUUAUUGAGGCCGUCGACCAGGCCCUGGUGAAUCCCCUGAGGAGGAUGAGAGAGCAGCUGGCGAGCAGCGGACGCCGUAGAGAGGAGAUCCGUGCGUGGGACAGGUCGCGAGGUAGCAGCAGAGUUAGAGACUCGUCACCCUCUGUCAAUGACAGGGUUCGAGAGCUCUCCAUUAGUAGAACGGUGUACGAGGAAGACUUCUCAAUGGUGUGA